CUCUCACCCUGUGCUUCCCCAUUGCUUCGCCCAUGAGCGAACCUUCUCGAUUUCGGGCCACUUCAGCACCCCUGGCAUAUCUGACUAGCUUCGCUCAAGUCUCUCGAUACCUGGGCUCCACACAAACCGGCUCUCAGCGUGCCAGCCUACCAAAUAACACUCUCAAGUGACCACAAAGAAAGCGAACGGGUGGGGCAGCCGGCGCUGACGAGGGACACCCUAAUUGUAUAUUGUCGUGGUGGGUCACAUUCCAGUGGAAGGUUUGGAGAGGACCACUUACGGAUGCCGACAAACGAUUAGCGUCGAAGCAAUCCCGAUAAGCAGCUGGUCGAGCGUCAGUGCAUGACGGAUAAAGUCGGCGCAAACCGGACCACAAUGGCGGCGUGCUGCGAUGCACCCUCUCCCGAAGAACUAAACGACGGCUCGAUCGUCUGCGACUCCUGCGGUAAAGUUAUCGGCACCGUCGAACUCCGUACAGAAGUUGCAGAUACCCUCGAAGGAGAGCAAAGGAGCCGCUUUCUCCAAACCGUGCCCACAAAUGGUGGUCUUCGAGGGUCGAUGUUUCACAAUGCUUCCUAUGAUUUCUUAAAGACCCGUAACAUCGAGAUGGAGGUGAAGGACCGGCUAACGAGGUUGAAAUUGGGACAAUAUGCGGACGCCGUGUUGAAGAUGUUCUGGGCUACGGAGAAGGCGAUUUUGAGGUCUGGGAGGACGAAGGUUCGAUACGGACCGCUUUCGGCUGCUUGUGUUUGGUUGAAUGUUAGACGGUUUGGGCUCUCGACGGCGGUCGAUGAAGUUAUGGUUGCAUUCGAGGUCACAGCACAGCACUUGAAAAGAGCGCUAAACCUCAUACAGAAGCACACGCCAAUCCCCGAAACAUCCAGCCUCUACUAUAACUUCGAAACUUAUCUCGACAAAGUCUGUCACGGCAUAGCAAAACGGGUCAAAUCCCCCGAGCUGGAGCCCACCUUGCGAAAGCGCGCCCGCAUUAUACUCGAUGUCGCCAGACGAGGGUGUUUCCACGAAGGCAAGAACCCGGCAAUGCUGGCGGCCGCAGCUGCAUGUCUAGCAUACGAGGCGCACUUCCGGAAGAAGGCACCGCCAGGUAUCCCGGAACAUGCGGCCGGAAUUCUUGCCCAGGAGCACCAACACGUGUCGUACCGUUACAUUGAGCUGAAGGAUAUGUUGACGACCUGCGCCAAAGUGUUUCCGUUCUUUACGGACGAGAUGCUGAAGCCGAAGAUGUUUCAUCGCUCGCUAUCGGAAAUCAUCGACGUGCUGGGUGAAGAGGAACGCACUAGGACAGAGGAGGAUGAAGCGAGAGUGCGUGAUUCAUCGGCUAGAACAUCGUCUGGAACGCCAAUGAUCGAAACGCCACCAGUCGUCACUGUUGAGAGGAUGAACAAAGCUCUCGUUCCGCCAACAUUCGCCAUCAACGCGCGGAAAACCGAGUAUCUCACCCGCCGGAUCAAGAAAGCCAAAAUCCGCAUCAAUCAAUUCUACUACUGUGAACUGAGUAGCUGCGGCGAGAGCUCGGCGGACGAAGAUACCAUCGAACCCGUCCCUCCGACCUUUCCCACUAGGAUCCCGUCGCUUGCAGAGAUGGACAGAGACGAGCGCGAUCAUACCGACAAGCGGAUCGAACAGCUGCUCUUGGAUGAAUACUCUGAUCAGCAGAUCUUGUCUAUGGGGCACCGCAUCCAUACGAAUCGGCGCUAUGACCCUACCUUGCCUCCGUCAGCCGAUAUUUUGAGUUCAUCUGUCCUGCCCCAGCGGUCUGCCCUGCGCCAGCGGCCCGACGCAGCGGUUCCCAUUACGCCUGAUGCAAGUGCGAGCGAACAUGAGGAAGAGGAGAUGCUGCAAGUGCCUAGUCAUACGGAAACAAGGCCUGCGAAAAGGAAAAGAGCGCGGCAGUCGAAGAAGGGAUCGAAAGAAAAUGUAGAUCAGGUAGCACGGAAACGACGGCAAUUGUCGAGGAAGGUGGGGGUAAUGGAGGAGUUGAGAGCGUAGCCGCGUUAGUGAACGGGCACCCUGUAUAUACCCGCCGGAAGGCCACAUACUAUUAGUACAUAAUGAUUUUGAUGCUGGCACAGCAGCUAUGACGGCGUUUAGUGGAAUAUGAUCAACG
This is a messenger RNA of Fimicolochytrium jonesii, 2128 nucleotides long. RefSeq lists its product as uncharacterized. The record is from RefSeq and is a predicted model, not a curated record. The coding region runs from base 343 to 2010 and encodes 555 amino acids. The transcript is spliced from 2 exons. Lineage: Eukaryota; Fungi; Chytridiomycota; Chytridiomycetes; Spizellomycetales; Powellomycetaceae.